Molecule: messenger RNA, 2111 nt
Organism: Paramormyrops kingsleyae
Lineage: Eukaryota; Metazoa; Chordata; Actinopteri; Osteoglossiformes; Mormyridae
Product: LHFPL tetraspan subfamily member 5 protein-like
Biological process (GO): detection of mechanical stimulus involved in sensory perception; sensory perception of sound
Cellular component (GO): plasma membrane
Source: RefSeq, a predicted model, not a curated record
CUGAUGGAGAAUCGCUCUCCGUGGUCCUGAAUUUAUGGCUAGAUAUCUGAUACCAGGCGAUCGGAGACUAAGCUGGCGACUGAGGUGGGGGCAACGCCAAGGCAUUGAACAGGGAACACUGGACAGGCCACGGACAAAACUAAUAGCAGCGACUCCUCGUUAAUGAUAAAUGAAAAUGUGAAGUGUGGAGCAGGACUUAACCACGUCUCUAAGUAAACAUACAGAAGACACAACUGUAAGUACAAGAGCUAUGAAUGGGGUUAUAUACAUAGCCUAACACAGGUGGAAUCGAGCAUCUAACAUUACUCUGAGGUGCAAUAUCUGCUAACAGUGUGGGAUCGGUGAGCUUCAGGUGGUGUGGAGCUCCUCACUCCGUGAUCCCGGCAUUACACUGGGACUAGGACUGUGUGGCAUCUCGCUGUUGGUAUAGUGCGAUCUCUCCUCAAGAUGGGGGAAAUGCUACCAGCCCAAGAGGCGGCCAAAAUAUACCACACCAAUUACGUGAGGAACGCCAGAGCCAUUGGUGUGCUGUGGGCGAUCUUCACCAUCUGCUUCGCCAUCAUAACGGUGGUAGUGUUCAUUCAGCCGUACUGGAUCGGGGACAGCGUGAAUACCCCCCAGGCUGGAUACUUCGGCCUCUUCCACUAUUGCAUCGGCAACGCGCUGACCUCCGAGCUGACUUGCAAGGGCAGCGCCCUGGACUUCGGCUCCAUCCCCUCGGGGGCCUUCAAGACCGCCAUGUUCUUCGUGGGCAUCUCCGUGCUGCUAGUGGUGGGCAGCAUGGUGUGCUUCAGCCUCUUCUUCUUCUGCAACGCCGGUAGCGUCUACAAGAUCUGCGCUUGGAUGCAGCUCGCCUCAUCUGUCUGUAUGGUCCUGGGCUGCAUGAUUUACCCCGACGGCUGGGACUCCUCGGAGGUGAAACGCAUGUGUGGAAAUCGGACAGACAAGUACACGAUAGGGAACUGCACGGUGCGCUGGGCCUACAUCCUGGCCAUCAUCAGCAUCCUGGAUUCCCUCACCCUCUCCUUCCUGGCCUUCGUGCUGGGAAACCGGCAGGACAAGCUGUUGCCUGAAGACUUCCAAGUGGAGGACAAAGGUGAGGCCUGAGAGAUCAUCUCAGGAGCCAUUUGCAGCGCUGGGGAUGUCCAACCUACCACUGCAUGACUUCUACAUGCUACAGAGAUCCUUCUGCACUUCACAAGGAUGUGGGAUAUCAGUGGACGAACGUGCACAGCCUUCACCGCACUGGUGACGGAGGGCUCAGCGGGGACUUUUAUACCCAUUACCCCUGGCCAUCUUGAUUUCCCAAUCAGCCAGCCCUAAUUCUUCUGCCUUUCAGGAUAAGCUUCUUAUGUGCAGGGACUUGCGGCUCGACAUACAUUCACUUACCAACCCUUGUAAAAAUUACUUGCGUUAUCAGACCAGGUAAAUCGCUUAGAUGGAUAGUCAUGACCUUUGCGGCUGAAGGAAGACGCCUCAGCGGAAGGAAAACACACUUCAGAUAUGGAUUCCACAAAAGAUGCACAUACAGACUUGUUUUGCCAUUUCUGCAGAAACCUGUAAUGACAAAUGGUCUUUCUUCUGGAAAUAUGGCACAUGGCCACAUCAGUGAUGACACUGAUCUUGCCAUCAGAUGCCAAUAUGGAGUAGACUGACAUGAGAUGGGACACACACAUCGAUGAUGGACUGCAACAGUAGUCUGAAGUUGAAACGUGAAAUACUAACAGCAAAGGAAGGCACAACACAAAUAUAAAUUAAGCUAAAUAUGUGCAUUUGGAUUGUUGUGUGGGUUAGUACAGAAUUCAUAGCAUAGCUGGCAAUUUAAAUAUAGAGAAUAAGCCCAUUGAGUGACUCCUACACUGUAAGAAUUAACAUGUGUUCUCUUCCCACAAAGACUAAUGUGCUGCAUGUAACAGGCAGUGUCAUUUCUCCCUGCAGCCAGCAAAAGAAACUCUUAGACUAACAACUCUCCCUAACAACACUAAGAAUACCCCAGGGAAGCUGUGGGUAAAUUUUAGUUUCCAGAGACACCUGUACUACAAUAGCACCAAUAAAAUGCCUGUUUUCACUGGUAGAAUACUUGAUUGGAGAUAAAAAAAAUCCUGUUUUGA